Messenger RNA from Nannizzia gypsea CBS 118893, 1857 nucleotides. RefSeq names its product SUMO-activating enzyme subunit uba-2. Gene Ontology annotation, cellular component: SUMO activating enzyme complex; cytoplasm. Gene Ontology annotation, biological process: protein sumoylation. Gene Ontology annotation, molecular function: SUMO activating enzyme activity. The coding region runs from base 1 to 1857 and encodes 618 amino acids. Lineage: Eukaryota; Fungi; Ascomycota; Eurotiomycetes; Onygenales; Arthrodermataceae. The transcript has 9 exons. The record is from RefSeq and is a predicted model, not a curated record.
AUGUCACCUCACGCUGCGCAUGGCCGCGACCGGUUUCUCAAGCAGUCCAUCGGCUCACUCGUUCCAAAAGUCAAUGAAAGCCGUGUGCUGCUUGUUGGCGCUGGAGGCAUCGGCUGCGAGCUGCUCAAGAACCUCCUUCUCUCUGGUUUCGGCACCAUCCACAUCAUCGACCUGGAUACAAUCGACCUCUCAAACCUGAAUCGACAGUUUCUCUUCCGUCACGAGCAUAUCAAGAAGCCUAAGGCGCUUGUCGCAAAAGAAGUCGCUCAGAAAUUCAGGCCUCAGUCGACCAUCGAAGCAUACCAUGCCAACAUCAAGGAAACUCGCUUCAAUGUCGACUGGUUCGCAUCCUUUGAUCUCGUCUUCAACGCGCUGGACAACCUCGAUGCGAGGAGACAUGUCAACCGGAUGUGCCUGGCGGCAAAUGUCCCCCUCAUAGAAAGUGGCACUACCGGUUUCAAUGGCCAGGUUCAGGUCAUCAAGAAGGGCCGAACAGAGUGCUAUGACUGCACUAACAAACCGGUGCCCAAGUCGUUCCCUGUCUGCACUAUCAGGAGCACGCCCAGUCAACCCAUUCAUUGCAUUGUCUGGGCAAAGAGCUAUUUAUUCCCUGAACUUUUUGGAACGAGUGAAGAUGAUGUCGAACUCGAUCAUUCUGAAGAUGCGGAAAAUGCUGGCGAAAUCGAAAAUCUACGACAGGAAGCAAAGGCUCUAAAGGAGAUCCGGAACUCCAUGCCCUCAGACGAGUUUACCGAAAAAGUGUUCGAAAAGGUCUUCCACAAGGACAUUGCGCGCCUACAGGCCGUCGAAGAGAUGUGGAAAUCAAGACCUAUGCCAAACCCGCUCUCCUAUAGCUCUCUACUGGAUGAAUCGAAGGAAAUCGACCCAUGCAUUUGCUCCGAUGAUCAGAAAGUCUGGACGGUAGCUCAGAAUUUUGUCGUCUUCAAGGAUAGUAUCUUGAGGUUGAAAAAGCGACUCUUGGAUGCUCAGGCUGAAACUCAUGAUGGAGAGAAGUCCAUACUAUCGUUUGAUAAGGACGAUGUUGACACUCUAGAUUUUGUGGCUUCAAGCUCUAACUUACGUGCUGCAAUCUUUGGGUUGGAGGCUAAAUCCAAGUUUGACAUCAAGCAGAUGGCGGGCAACAUCAUUCCUGCUAUUGCAACCACCAAUGCAAUGACAGCUGCCUUGUGUGUCUUGCAGGCAUUCAAAGUUCUAAAGGAUGACUACGAUAAUGCAAAGAUGGUAUUCCUUGAACGGUCUGGUGCUCGAGCUAUUAAUACCGAUAGCCUCAAGCCGCCGAACCCUGAUUGUGCUGUAUGUGCAGUAGCUCAGAGAAAGAUCUUCAUUAACCCAGAGAUUGCAACUCUCAAUGAUCUAGUGGAAAAAGUUCUUCGACUCGAGCUAGGCUAUGGUGAAGAAUUAUCGGUCAGCAAUCAAAUAGGGACCAUCUAUGACCCGGACCUGGAAGACAACCUGUCCAAGAAACUGAGCGAACUUGGCGUUGAAAAGGACAGUUUCAUCACGGUUGUAGAUGAAGAGGAUGAAAACCCCCGAGUCAACUUGGAAAUUCUCGUUUCUGAACGAACCGACGAUACAUCCCCCAUCUCCCUUGAGGCGUCUGAUGCUGAUAUUCCGCGAAAGCCGAAGCCCGCUGGAGAGCAACAGCCCGCUACUGAGAUUCAAGAGAACGGGGCAUCGGGCAAACUCAAACGAACGGCCGACGAAGCAGGGCUUGAAGUUGUUGAAGGUCAGCCCUCAAAAAAGAUAUCCAAUGGAACAGCAGACUGCGACAACACUUCUACAAACCCUAUUAUUCUUGAGGACGAGACAGGCACUAUCCUCAUAGACGCUGAUUAA